Sceloporus undulatus (fence lizard) is the source of this 2878-nucleotide messenger RNA. RefSeq names its product leucine rich repeat containing 24 (gene LRRC24). NCBI's taxonomy places the organism in Eukaryota, Metazoa, Chordata, Lepidosauria, Squamata, Phrynosomatidae. The record is from RefSeq and is a predicted model, not a curated record. Gene Ontology annotation, molecular function: protein binding. Bases 206 to 1840 code for a protein of 544 amino acids. The transcript is spliced from 5 exons.
ACUGCUUCCCUGCUCUAAUCACCCAUCGGGAUGCCUCUAGCAUUAUGGGGCUUUGCCCUGAUUGUUCCCGACAAUGGACAAAGCCUCUAAUAGGUUUAGGAGCUACUGAACUGUCCAUCCCCUCUUCGGGGGGCAGUAGGGAAGCCGUGCCAGUUGCAUAACCGCCCAGAUCUCCGAUGCCAGGGAAGCAAGCAGCAGGUCUAGGAUGGCCCCGGUGGAGGCCUCUCUUGUCUCCCUCUUCCUUCUGGGGCUCAUGGCAGUCCAGGCUCAGAUCUGUCCUUCCACCUGCCGCUGCUACAGCAUGACUGUGGAGUGUGGCUCUUUGGGCCUCAAGGAGAUCCCUGGCAGCAUCCAUCCUUCCACCCAGACAGUUUUCCUCCAAGACAACAGCAUCACACAAAUCCACCAGCAAGACCUGGCCUCACUUUCUGGCCUGCAAUACCUCUACAUGCAGAACAACACGAUCUCAGCACUGGAGCCCGGCGCCUUCCGCAACCAGAACCGGCUGCUGGAACUGGCACUGAAUGGCAACCGGAUCCACCUCAUCAACAGCAGCAUCUUCAAGGGCUUGGAGCAUCUGCGCGUUCUCUACCUGGCUGGCAACCAGAUCACCCGGCUGCCUGACUUCACCUUCUGUGAUCUGGAGAGGCUGCAAGAACUCCACUUGCAAGAGAACAGCAUAGAGACUCUGGAAGACCAGGCCCUGGCUGGGCUGACUUCGCUGGCGCUGCUAGACCUGAGCAAGAACAACCUCCGCACCAUCAGCCGCAUGGCUCUGCAGCCCCUCAUCAGCCUCCAGGUGCUGCGCCUGACAGAAAACCCCUGGCGAUGUGACUGCUCUCUCCACUGGCUUAGCUCCUGGAUCAAAGAGGAAGGUCAGCGGCUCUUGGGUCCACUAGAUAAGAAGAUUGUGUGCUCAGAGCCCCCACGCUUGGUCUACCAGAGCCUGAUGGAUGUCUCCGGCAACAGCCUGAUCUGUAUCCCACCAGUAGUGCAAGUGGAGCCUCUCGAGGUGAUGGCCAGACUGGGAGAUGAUUUGCGGGUCUCUUGCCAGGCAUCAGGCUACCCACAGCCACUGGUGACGUGGCGCAAGCUGGCACAUUGGCGAGCAGGAGGCUCUAAAGCCAGCAGUGCCCGAGUGCCAGGAGGAACCUUUGAGCUGAGCGAGCGCAGUGUGGGGGAGCGUUUUGAGCAGUCGGACACGGGGAGCGGGAUGCUCUUUCUCAACAAUGUGACGGUGGCACACGCUGGCAAAUACGAGUGCGAGGCUUCCAACCCGGGUGGCACGGCCCGAGUGUUCUUCCAUCUCAUGGUCAACCUUUCCCAGCAGCAGCAACAGCAGCAGCAGCAGACAUCACGGGGCUACCCAGCUUCAGUGGACAUCAGCCAGGAGCCCCUCUAUGACAUGGAGAGCAUGGACUUCAAUGCCCUCAGCAUGGCCACCCAGACUGCCAUUGCUGUGGCCAUUUCCUUGUUGGCAUUGGUUGCCCUCCUCCUGGUGAUCAUGAUCUACCGGAAACACCGCAAGCGGAAGAAGGCCAGGAAAGAGGAGAACAUUCUCUAUGUCAAUGACUACUCAGAUGGACCCACCACCUUUGCCCAGCUGGAAGAGUACCGGGACGAGAGGGGCCAUGAGAUGUUCGUCAUUGACCGCAACAAGCCCCUCUUUGCCACCUACAAGGACCCCCAAGGCUUGGCUGGGGUCUUCCCAGACCAACUACAAGAUCAAGCCACCCAGACACUGGAAGGAGAAGAAGACCGGCCCCCAGAAGCCAACGAACUCUUUGCCAAUCAGGGACUGAUGUUCCAGCCACAGAUUGCUUAUGAAAUCCACUGUUGAAUAAUUAUAGAUGGAACUGCAGGCAGGUGGCAAAGAACCCUGGCGGAGGGGGCUAUGGAUGUGCCCCCUUAUCAGGGAGGUGCUUGUAGACUCCUUCUGACCUUUCACCUCUGUCCCAGCCUUUCUGAUAGGUCUGCUUCCUUAAGGUGAGGGAGGAGAAAUCCAUGAUGCUUUGGUGAGCAUUUCUAUCCCAGGAGUAGGAGAAGGUGUGUUCCUAAGCCUGUCCCCAAAGUGCAAAGCAGGGACGUUAUUCUUGAUAGGUGGCUACUGGCGAGGUACAUUCUGCCCUCUGAGUACCUCUGUUGCCAUUCCUUAGGGGUAAGCAUUAGUUUGCUUUGUUCUGGAGCAUUCCAUGUGGUCCUUACAAUGAAGAUUGGGAAAUCUGUCAUAUGCCUUCUCCCACCUCACUAAAAUUCUGCUCUGGUGGCAGAAGGUGUCAUGGGAUGUUGCAUUGAUGGAACAGACAAACAAUGCCAGGGACUACCUUGAAUCCUUCCCAUUGAUCAAAGAUUUGCUUUCCAGUGUGCUUCUGUCAUUGAACAGGUAGGGGUUUUGAAUUCACUGGAAGAAAACUACACUGGCAGAUCAAAAAGGAGCCAGUGGAGGCUGGGUUCAGAAAAGGGGGCUUAGAAAAAUCAUUACACUGUGCAAGCUUGACCAACCUACGUCUCCCUUCAAGACACACUGCGGAGACAGGACAGCCGUGUGUCCAAAGAUGAGGAAAACCCUCUUGUGGGAGAACAAAAGGGGGCACUCUCUUUCCCAGUCUGUUUCCCUGUUUGUAACAAGUAGGAAUAAUGACACUAUCACAAGGAACUGAACAGCAGGACUGCAUUCAUGGGUCCAGCAAAGGAAGAAACAGCCCAUCUUUCUUUCCCUUGUCUGAUAAACUCCACAAUCAUACCCACUGGCAGUGUGACACAAUGCAGUUUUCUCAAGAGCCUGGAAGCUAUAGGAAGCUAUGGGGUCUGCGGAGAAGGAAAAGGCAGCUUGGCAGACUUUUUCAGGCAAAAGAGCCAAUAAAAUGUAGCUGGCACC